Macrobrachium nipponense is the source of this 1307-nucleotide messenger RNA. RefSeq names its product mitotic checkpoint protein BUB3-like. The record is from RefSeq and is a predicted model, not a curated record. Gene Ontology annotation, cellular component: mitotic checkpoint complex; kinetochore; nucleoplasm. Lineage: Eukaryota; Metazoa; Arthropoda; Malacostraca; Decapoda; Palaemonidae. Gene Ontology annotation, molecular function: ubiquitin binding. Gene Ontology annotation, biological process: mitotic spindle assembly checkpoint signaling.
AUGGUCUUUCCAAUAUGGCGGUGAUUGGUAAACUGUUGUUACUGCAGUUGCGCGCGGCUCACGUCCAAAACAUAACAGAAUUGUCAGUCGGUCGGGUCCGGCUCGGAAAGUUUCCGAUCGACAAAUUUUAUGUAUAGGCUAUCUUUUAAUUUUUCAGCAAAAUGAGUGAGUCUCGAAUGGAAUUCCGUUUGAAGAACACCCCGAGUGAUUGUAUUCAGAGUGUGAAGUUUGGCCCCACUUCCCCCCAGUUCCUUUUGGUAGCGUCAUGGGAUAAAAGUGUACGCCUCUUCGAUGUUGUCAAUAAUAAUAUGCGACUUCAGUACCAGCAUUCUGGCGCAGUGCUGGAUUGCUGCUUUCAGGAUGCUGUUCAUGCAUAUAGCGGAGGUCUUGAUGCACAGCUGAAGAUGUUUGAUCUUAAUACCAAUACAGAAACAGUUGUAGGCAACCAUGACGCUCCUAUUAGAUGUGUGGCUUAUUGUCCAGAAGUGAAUGUGGUAAUUACUGGAUCUUGGGAUUCCAAUAUCAAACUUUGGGAUCCUAGGGGUCCACGAGAAGCGGGGACUUAUCAGCAGCCAAAUAAAGUGUAUACAAUGGGUUUAAGUGGAGAGAAACUUGUUGUUGGAACGUCCAAUAGAAAGGUAACAGUGUGGGAUCUCCGCAACAUGGGGUUUUGCUCAGCACGUCGAGAAUCUUCCCUUAAAUACCAGACUAGGUGUAUUCAGUGCUUCCCAAAUAAACAGGGUUACGUUGUAUCCAGUAUUGAAGGUCGUGUGGCUGUUGAGUAUUUAGAUCCCAGUCCUGAAAUUCAGAAGAAGAAGUAUGCCUUCAAGUGUCAUAGGCUUAAAGAGGAUGGCAUUGAAAAGAUUUUUCCUGUGAAUUCUAUCAGUAAAUAAGUCAAAAAAAAUUGUCUAGACUUCCAUAAUGGAUAUAACACGUUCGCUACUGGUGGGUCUGAUGGUUACGUCAAUAUUUGGGAUGGAUUCAACAAGAAGCGAUUGUGCCAGUUCCAUCGUUAUCCAACAUCCAUUUCUUCGCUUUGCUUCAGCAAUGAUGGAAAUACUCUUGCAAUUGCUUGUUCCUACAUGUACGAGCAGGAGCAGAUAGAUCCCAUGCCCGAAGAUUGCAUCUUUAUUCGACGAGUCACAGACCAAGAAACAAAGCCAAAAUAGUCCAGAUUUGAGUAGUCAUACCUUUUGACCUUAGUCAUCAUUAGAGUAUUUGCAUUUGCCACUUGAGGGCAGUUCAUUACACGGGUCCAAUGUGUUUACAAAAGGGCCGAUGUGGUAUACCACCUCAUUCUUCUUAGU